ACAAACACAGAAAUGUGUCAAAUUUGAACAUUUUCUAAGCAUGUGUUUACAUCGGCAAACGACGUAUCGGCAACGAAGAAGGACGCCAAAAUAAAAAUUACACUUGCCAACAGUUGUUUUCACGAUGAAUCAAAACGAAAAGUUAACGUUUGCAGAAUUCCAUCAGAAACUCUUAAAGUAUUGCUCGAACGGUGCACGUUAUUCGGCGCAAGAGAACGAUAUUCUUUCCCGCUUUGAAAAACUUAUUGUGCAAAGAGAUGCAUGCCUAGCUCAGUUGAUUAUAAGGAGAGAGGCCGAAAUGGUGUGCUCGGAGGACAUCAGCGAUACAGAGCACCAGCUUGCGGAACUCGUGGAACGUUUGGAAAGCAUUGAAAAGAAGUGCAAGCUUCUUACCCUAGAGCAGCAGUUGAAUGAUGCUGAAGAACGACCAGAUAAGCAAUUGCCUCAGCAGGAAGUCUUAGAACCGACUGUGGAUAGCGCCUCUAAUGAGUUGAACGAACAGUAAGCUAAAUUCUUUGGGUUUUUUUAUACAUAUACAUACUCAUAAUACUUUCAUGUUUGUUUAAUUUUAGGACCCUCAACAGAUUUCUGCGCAAGUUUUGCAAUAUCUAUGCUCAAUUUAACAGUUGCGUUGAUAUAAUUCGUGCUUUCUCUUUAGCGGAUAAUCAAUUUUUUGAGUUUAACUUAAAGGAUAAGAAUGUGUCUGAGUUGAGAGAACAAAUUUGGUCUAGUUUCGCCUCCUCCAGUGUACAUUUGGACUCUUGGGAAAAUAUGUUGUAAUUUUAAGCUUGGACUUCGCUCUAGGGACACAAUACUAACUAUCAUAACUUGUUUUUAUGUGGCACUACAUCUUCAAGAGGACUGUCAUGUCUAUUUUUCCUUGAUUUCCUUUGUUUACCCGUGGCAGCAUAGUCUGACCUGCGUGCAGAGCUGUGGUCUGGAUUGGAUUAGGUAAGAGUCCAAUCGUGUAGGAUCUGUACCGCUAGCACUUACUACUUAUCAUACUUAUAAAAUUACAAUAAGGAGCAGAAAAAGGAAAAAAGUAAGCACACACAAGAACAGCAAUUAAAGGAAGAAGAUGCAAUGUUACAUUAUCAUUACUAAUUGGAGUCAAGAAGUUUUACAGAAACAGAUUUACCUUGUUGAUGAUCGUGAAUGCAGCUGAAAUUCUAAUUUUGUAGCCUUUAAUCAAGAGUCCACAAAAUCAUAGAUUCAUAGAAACUAUUUUUAAAUUGAGCCAAGAUUUUACCACGAAGAAAGUAUAUUGAAUAACUUUUUUUAAUGAAACAGUGAAACAGUUUUAUCACAAUUCGACUCACUGAGCAAGAGUUCUGAUAUAGUAUGGGGCGCUAUUUUAAAUUGAGAUAAACUAGACUAAUUCAAUUGUAAAUCUAUGCUUAGAAAUAAAUAUUUCUUAAAAUUACUUUCAAAUCAGAA
Molecule: messenger RNA, 1437 nt
Organism: Anopheles funestus (African malaria mosquito)
Lineage: Eukaryota; Metazoa; Arthropoda; Insecta; Diptera; Culicidae
Exons: 2
Coding region: 125-505 (126 amino acids)
Source: RefSeq, a predicted model, not a curated record